Molecule: messenger RNA, 2744 nt
Organism: Drosophila melanogaster (fruit fly)
Lineage: Eukaryota; Metazoa; Arthropoda; Insecta; Diptera; Drosophilidae
Gene: Aps
Product: Aps pyrophosphatase
Exons: 5
Coding region: 856-1389 (177 amino acids)
Cellular component (GO): cytoplasm
Molecular function (GO): metal ion binding; diphosphoinositol-polyphosphate diphosphatase activity; hydrolase activity
Source: RefSeq, marked reviewed
AUAGUCGCACGGUCACACUCUUUGAAAGUGAAUAGAAUAAACGUGAAUAAAGCGAGAAAAGCAAGCGCAAAACGUGAGACUGUGUGCGUUCGCCGUCUCUUCGCACCGAAGUGGAUUAAUUCCGUGGAUGGAGUGGCACAAUAAACACAACAACUGGAACGCGUUUUGUCGUUUUGUUUUCCGCUUUUCCAGCAGCCGUGUGCCAAUUCACUUCGCACAUUCUUCGCAGCCGGAUAUUGUGGAGGCAAUGGAAAGCGCAAGCAUGUGUGCAUGUGUGUCGCUGGGAUAACGGCGAAAAAGGAGAAAGAGGAGCUGUUAAACGGCAACAAAAGCAAAUAACUUGAGCUGGGAUCUAAAAUCGGAUCUCAAGUUUGAGGACAAAGAACGAUUCUUUUUUCGUUACUACUUCCGAACAACAACACACGGCACACGAACGCCAACCACCAAUACAAAUACGAAAACAACGUCUCGUGUGACGUGCGAGCGCAGAAAGUGUCGUCUUUAGAUUUUGUUUGUGCACUUUUCGCCAUUUCCCUUUGUAUUCCGUCGAGUGAGGAACAGCGGAAGCCAGGGAGCGCAAGAGUUGCCGAGAAGCACCUGCAAAAUAGCGGCACGAGAUCGCCAGAAAAGCAGAAAAUCGCAAGAAGCAAAAGCGACCGGCUCAACACUUCCACACGCAAAUACCCAGAGCCCCCCACACACACACACACACACACACACAUCCAACACUUGUUGCAGUGGUCGAGGAGAAGGGGCACCACAGCGAUAAGAGGAGAAGGGACGAGGAGCAGGAGGAGAACAAGUGCCUAAGAAGACAACAACGCGCAUCUGCUAUCAGCGAAUACCACUGCAAACAUGGUCAAGGAGAAGCCCAACUCGACUCGCAUCUACGACAAGGAUGGAUUUAGGCGCCGGGCUGCUUGUAUUUGCGUGAAAUCGGAGAAUGAGGCGGAGGUACUCUUGGUAACCUCAUCUCGUCGCCCGGAGUUGUGGAUCGUUCCAGGAGGCGGCGUUGAACCAGAAGAGGAGUCAUCGGUGACAGCCGUGCGCGAAGUGCUCGAAGAAGCCGGCGUGGUUGGCGAUCUGGGUCGUUGUCUCGGUGUAUUCGAGAACAAUGACCACAUGCAUCGCACCGAGGUGUUCGUGAUGAACGUGACUCAGGAACUGGACGAGUGGGAGGAUUCGCGGAGCAUCGGUCGCAAGCGCCAGUGGUUCACCAUCGAUGAUGCACUCUCGCAGCUGGCGCUGCAUAAGCCGACGCAGCAACACUAUCUGAUGCAGCUGCAGCACUCGAAGACGCUGGACAACACGAAUCGCGUGGUGAACGCCACGCAUCCGCCCAAGUUGACCAAUGCCGCCACCCCAGCCGCAUCUCCCACUACGGCAUAAAGACAUCGGGAUGCAGGAUCCGGAUGGCAGGCAGCAGUAACCACACAUGCACACCACACUUAACUGCGAGACUAACACUAACCCCAAAACUAAACCCAUACCGAGAACCAACCAUACACAUUUUGACAUUUUGGAAAUUAACAAAUAGACAGGCAGUCUUCUAGAUUAUGUUGGUUAAGCGAUACUUAUGUUACCCCGCAUCCCCCACAUAGCCCCAUUUUCGUUUAAGUUUAAGUCAAGGCGUUCAUUUAUGUCUUUAGUAAGUGUAUCGGAACUAAAUUUAUAUGUUUACUCCAGAGCGAGUGGAGAGGAGGUGAAGAAAACAAAAACGCUACUCGAUCAAUGCUAAGCGAUAACUUAUUAUUAUUCGAGAUCUAUAACACGACGCAAAAGUAGGCGGAAACAACAUGUAAUAAUUUUUGAGCGAAUAGCACUUUUUGCAAACACGAAAUGGAACUAAACAAACAAAAUCUAAAACUAGAUGAACUAAACAACAAAAUCCAGAAUAGCGAUAUCUAUUAGAUUUUUCUACUCUUUUUUAUAAUUUACUCAAAAGGCGUCUUAAUUGAUUAAUGUAACAAGCAAACCAAUUGGAAUCGGCUUUAGCAAGCGCAAAAGGAGAUCUUAAUUAACUAUGCUAAGCUGCCUAAAUAAAAACAAAAACUAUUUAAGCGAUGACUAACGAAUCAAUUUCGUUUCAAAUCACCUACAGUCAAGGACAUUUUUAAAAAAAAAAAAUAAAUAAAUCAGAAAGAAAUGAAACCUAAGACUCGACUGGCGACGAACUAGACAAAUGACGGAAACUAAAUCAUUAGAAAACCUAAUUAUAUUAAACAACAGUUGCCUAUGGAAGAAUAUAAAACCCACUGCAGGGGAAAUAUAAGGAUAAACGUUAACUUAUUGUAAAAACAAAAUGCAAGAAAAUUAGAGGAGCCAGCAAACAACAUAUUAUGAACUAAUUCAACUACUAAGAUACGUGCACGUUGUACUUUUCAGAUGCAAAAAUAAAUAAAAGAACAAUUGCGAUUAUAAUAUUAACACAGCUAGGAACGAAGAAGAGGAGCAUGUUAUCAAUGUGAUUUAAGAGAUACAAGAUACAUACGAGUUAAACAAUUUGAUGUGACAUUUUUUCGAUGAUUUUUUGGCACUUCAAAAGCGCGCAACAAAACGAAAUUUUAAUUCAAGCUCAAUGGAAGCAAAGUCUGGCAGUUGAAUCUAUGAUUUGAUCGAUCUAUCAAUUGUACUUUAGUUGCAAACUAAAGCCAGCCGACAAACGAACUUUUAUCGGAACGCUAAAUUAUAUCACAAAUUGUUGCAAUUAAACGAUGAUUUACAACCAAUAAAAAAGAAAACAG